This is a messenger RNA of Carassius gibelio (silver crucian carp), 6056 nucleotides long. RefSeq names its product adherens junction-associated protein 1-like. Gene Ontology annotation, cellular component: cell-cell contact zone; adherens junction; cytoplasmic side of plasma membrane. Bases 788 to 1948 code for a protein of 386 amino acids. The transcript has 6 exons. Lineage: Eukaryota; Metazoa; Chordata; Actinopteri; Cypriniformes; Cyprinidae. The record is from RefSeq and is a predicted model, not a curated record. Gene Ontology annotation, molecular function: beta-catenin binding.
UGUAUGUGAGAGAGGGAGUGAGGGUGGAUAGCGCGCACAGUGGUGAUAACACUAUCUAUCUAUCUAUCUAUCUAUCCUAAUGACGAACGUCGCUUUCACGCGCUUCACUCAUCACGCGCGUCCGUGAAGUGGUGUUUCAUUCCUCACUCUUUUUGUCCCGCCCGCAUCUCUAAUUUAUUUCAGCCCUGAGUAAACUGCGAGAACUAUCGAAGAGCUUCUUCAGCCGAUGUAGGACAUGGUUUUUCGCCACGGAACUCUCAAUGUUUUAUCGUGCGUUUUUGCCUGCGCUCAGUCUACUAACAAUGUAGAGAAAGUGCGCGGUGAGCGCGAGCGCAGCGCACGGGCGAUGUUGACGCUGUCACCUUGCCGGCUGGCUCCCAUAGCCUCUUGACUUUUUUUUUCUUCCAUUGGAGUAUAUUCUAAACGAACUUGUGAAUGUAAAAGAAGGGGACUGUUGUGAAGCAACUGAACCGUCCAGCUGCCCACGCUGCCGCUGGGUCGCUCUGCACAUCCGUGCGCGCUUCUGAGGAGAAAAACGGGGACAAGACGCGUCCUUGUUUUUCCGUGAAUAUUUUGCCCAAUCCUCGUUUGGUGCGCUCUGGAGAGACGUGGAGCUAUUUCAAGCUUUCUGUUUCUCGGGAUAUAUAACAUUAGAAUGCUAGCAUCCGUCACAUUUGGAGUAAAGUGUCUAACUUAAGGUGACCAUUACGUUCGAGCGUCGACGUUUGCUGGAACGCGUAAAUGGACGAAUACCAGGACGACUGAUUCGGAAUUAGUAUCUGGAAAAAUGUGGCUGAAACGUUGUGUCACAUGCAGUUCCAUGGUUGCUUUGAGACCUGGAGGAAUUCUGGGAUGUAGAAUAUGGAUCCUCUUCAUCCUUGUCCAUCUCAUAAUGGAUCUGUCUCUAUGUGCACCAGCAGGCCAAGGGCUCACACUGAAACUACUGCCCAGAUCAGUGUCCCGCCGGCAACCACACCCUCUGCCUAGUCGGGACACGCUCACCGGCCAGCACUCGAGGACUCGUGUCUUGCAUCGUGGUGUUCCACCUCCCUUGCCAUCACUUGGCAAUCAUGGGGAGCUGGGGGGCACCAAACUGUGGUGGCGGAGAAACCGCAGGUCACUCCAAAAACGACAACUUUGUGCAGAUUGCCAAUUGACCCCCUCUGACAAAGGGAAGUCGGCUGCAUUAACAGAGGGGAGUAAAUCUGAUUUAAAUCUGCAUUUAUCUCGCUCACGGAGGCAGCUGAAAGGGGACGGCUAUGACUCCCUGGAGGGGAGGACCACUACAGUGGCAGGAUUUAUUGACUGGGGCCCUACAGGGGCCGAUGAGGUGCUUGAGGAGGAGGCGAAGACGACCCUGAAUGCCACCGUCACCUCUUUAGCCCCAUCCACCACCACAGUUACCAUAACUAGCACUACCACACGCAGCCCCCAAAGGACGUAUGCAGAGAUUACAACUGCACAUCCUAAGAGGCACAGCACCACACAGCCAAGCAACUCCAGAGUGACUGCCAAACCACCGAAACCUUUUGAGGGGACACCAGGUCUGGCUGUUCACCAGAUCAUCACCAUCACUGUGUCCCUCAUCAUGAUCGUUGCAGCCUUGAUCACGACUCUAGUACUUAAAAACUGUUGUGCGCAGUCCGGGAAUGGCCGACACAGCAGCCAUCAGAGAAAGAUCAACCAGCAAGAGGAGAGCUGUCAAAACCUGACCGACUUCACGCCCGCCCGCGUGCCCAGUAAGAUGGACAUCUUCACCGCCUACAAUGACAGUUUACAGUGCUCACACGAGUGCGUGCGGGCCGGCAUACCGGUGUACACAGAUGAGAUGAUCCAGCACACACCCAUCUACAAGACCUCCUACAAUGGAAACAGACCGUCGCCCACUGAAAGGCAGCUAAUCCCUGUGGCCUUUGUGUCGGAGAAAUGGUUUGAGAUCUCCUGUUGAGGCCCCUUUACUACCUUUGGGUUGAGCCCACGUCUUCAGUUUGUGCCCUGGAUCUCAUUGGAAAACCUGUGAGUCAAACACAAAAGACUAAAACACAAUAAAGCAAAACAAAACCGCAAGAACAACAACGACAAGCAAUUACAGAGACGGGAAGUGAGAUGAUCAGGCAGUUUGUACAAAUGUUUGAUCUCUCUAGAAAUGGACUGAAGAUGUUUAUUUUUCUAGACUGAUGCAGUGCUAUGGAUACCACUCCCAAAUUAUUUUCCAUAGACAUGCGAUCAUUUUAGAGAUGCUAUACCUAGAGCUGAUAUAUUGAAUACGUGUAUUACUGCACAUGUGGGUGUGCUGGAGUGGAGAGGCCAUGGGACGCUCUCUGACACGAUGAUACGUCUGCUUGUGUGGAGAAAAGACUCUCCUGAACUUUGUGCCAAUAAUGCCAUUAUGUGCCACUACAUAUAUAGAUGGGACGCAUUCAGUUUUGUGGAAAAUUACAGACACAUCAUGUAAUUUCAGUGACUGUCUCCCAAUAUCAAUGUGUCAUCCGUUUUUGUAUAAAAAGUAUGAAUAUGUAUUUGAAAUAUGUUUUGAAAUAGCUGAGGAAAUGUGUUACAAAUGUCAAAAAAAAUAUUUAUAUGGAGCACUAUUCAUUUAAAGAGAGAGAGAGAAAAAAGAACCCAUUGAGAAAUAUAGUAGUAUACCCAGGUUUUAAUUUCACUACAUUGUUACUAGGCCCUGUUUUAAAGGAAUAGUCUCUAUUUUUAUACAAACAAUGUUACUUAUGAGUCAAACAGACCCAAUUCAACCGGACUCUUGGGACUGUUAAUCUGUGAGCAGAGGUUUAAUGAAGUCGUUUUUUUUAAAGCUAUCAAACAAUGUGGAAGCCAGAUUCAGUAUGCAUUUAAAGCUUAUUUGAUUUGCCAAAGCCAUGCAUCAGACGCUUGUUGUUUCCUUUUUUUUUUAUCACUGAUGAGAAAUUACCUGUAUGGGUUAAUCAUGUUUACAGACUCACAGACCCUCAGAGAGGUGUAUGAUACCUACCAGAAAACUGUUAGUUUGUGGGUCAAGCCUAAAUAUCACAAUCAGUUAUCUAUUAAAACAUUACCAGAUAGCUAAUAAACCUCCUCUACAUUUGAAUAACAAAGCUUAAUUUGAAUAAAUCACCAGUCAGUUAUCAGCCCUGUGCAUAGACUCAUAAAGGACAAAAUAUAGUUUAUUUCCGUGCCUAGUCAUUUGUGCCAUUUGUUUACUUCUAUAUUUAAAUCUAAAACAAAACCAUGAAUGUCCCUGUCAUUGUGUGGUACGAUUUAAUUUAAACUAACAGUUUAUAAUUUAUACUAAAUUUGACUAAAAGGUUAAUAUUCCAUUAUUAGAAACCGAAUCGUAUAGUGCCAAUCAUUUUAAUAAAUUCAGAAAUGUAGUAAUGUGCAAACAGCAUGAAAUGUGCCAAUCAGUUUCAUUUAUUGAUUAAGUCAGCAGGAACAAAUAACACUUUUAUUAGUGUGUGCAUGUGUGUGUGUGAGAGAGAGAGAAUGUGUGUGUGAUAGUUGAGCAUCACUAGACCAAAGAGCUUCACUGUGGGUAGCAGUAUGUAAACAGACCAGGACAGUUAUUCAUGAUGAGUUAAGAAAAUAAGAGGGAGGAUACUAUUAUUUUAUCCCAGGACAGAUGUUUAAUGAUUACAAUUACAUAUUGUACAAAGGCAAACACUGUGAACGAGGAAAAGCGUUGUUUCCGAACAUCUUGGAGUAAAUUUAAACAUAGGUUUUCAGAUGUUACUAAAAAUGUUUAGAACCAGUAGAGAAUUGUGAUUCCUGUAUUCAUCCUUGGAAGACAGCAAUACAUAUGAAGUUUUGAAAACCCCCUUUUUUCACAAUCUAUAAUUGACCAAUUUAAGAGAUCAUGUGAACCACACUUGCCAAUCAUGUUGGGUAUUUAGAAAGCGUACUAAUUAUAUACUGGAACACUAAAGCUCUGUAUUAUGUACAUGUGUAAAUGUGUUUUCUAUAUAUUUACCUCUGUUCUAUCUGUGUGAUUUUUUAAAAAUAGUUUUUAUCACAAUAUCAGUGGAUAAGUUUGAAAAAGAUUUUUGUUUCCAUUGCAUAAGCCACUGCAGACAUUACAGACAGACAAAUGUACACUGAUGUUGUGCCAAGCCUCAAAAACACUGUUGUUUCUGCUGUAGCUGUAGUUUUCCUAAUAAUUAGGGAAUUCCAGGAAUCACUAGGAAACUGCAUGGGAUAAGAUGCACUAAAGACAUUUUGGAGGUUUCAAGAGUAAGUUUUUAUUUUAAUUUUUAAGUCCAAAUAAGUGCUAAACGGGACACUUUGAGAAAAGAAAAUGUUCUCUUAAGCAGAAGAUUUGUGCUGUGAGUCUGAUAAACAUGUCUGGAGUUGGACUUGAGUUUGAAAUGUUGAUUUGUUUUUCAGUCUUGACACAAAGCUUAGAAUCAGUUGAAUGAAAAUCUGCUGGAAAAAAGGUUAAUUGACUUUGUGCUAAGCCCCGCCUUAAAAAAACCCAAUGACCAAUCCUUCUGGACCUUGCCAACUGUUUGCCAUAUCACAAGACAAGCUUAUGUUUUACAUUCUGUAAUGGUGUGUGUACACCAAAACCGAAGCGAAGUCAUACAUUUCAGGGUGCCUGGAGACGGCUACAGGAAUGCCCUCCUCCAUUUUCUGAUACAACCAGAUGUGUCAAACCAAACAUUCCAAUAAGCUCUUUGCUGAUUGGACUGCGCCACAACAUGUCAUGCGUAUUUACCGCUCGAGCUGAAAUUUUUCAACUUGUGCGGAAGACACGAUUAAGGCGAACAUCGCACAUUUGCAGCAAUUGCAAAUUAAAGUCUAUUUGCCCCUUUAGGUUGAUUUUGUAUAUAGGCUAAUCUACUCACAAAUAAUUACAUUUGCUUUUGGUGUGCACACUCCAUACGGCUUGUCUAAAUGAACAACAGUAACCAUUGGGGCGGAGCUAAGGGAAACGGACAACUGACCAUUUUCAUCGUCUGUGCAUUACACCUGAAUGUGCUUUCUCAUUCAUUUCGAGUCUAUCAGAAAUUUCUCUGAAUGAAACCUGCUGAAUCCAGUGCAAUAUGUUUUUUUAUAUGACAAAUGCAUCUAAAUCAGAGCGUCCUCGUUAUUGACAUGUAAAUUACAUACUGCUUAUUGUAAAGGCUUAUUUUGUUGUCGUGUUGUACUUUUUGUUUUCAUGUGGUAAUAUACUCAGGCAUCAUCUAUCUAUGAACGUUUAUAAAAGUCAAUUGUCUAAUGUUUACAGACAAAAAUCUUUGUUGGCUUCAGUUCUGUUCUUUUUCUUUUUUUACUUUAUUUAUUAAGUGACGCACAUUUCCAGAGUCACAUUUCAUGAUGACAGGUUUCAUAUGGUGCAGAGCGUACUCCUAAACAUACCCCCCAAAAGCCCAGGGCUGUCAGGAGGGAUUACGCCAAAUUCCUCCUUGUCCGUUUAAACUUAUAGAAACCAGAAACUCUUUACUACGGCUUAGUCAGGGAGGAUCUGAAAUGGUCUUUGGCUUUUGAUUUGCUGCAGGUACACUUUAUUACAUUGCUCCAUAUUCCAUACGAAAACAACCUGACACAUGUCCUGUUGUUGCCAUAGAAAUAAAAACUUUGUACUUUGUGUACCUUAACUUUUUUAUAUUUAUGUCUAAUAUAUCGAUGAGUACCUCUUUUUUUUCUUCUUUUAUAUAAGAUCUAUGAAUAUAGUACACAACACAAUAUAUGAGAAAGAAAAAACACAUGAAAACAUACACGGAUGCUGUAUGAACUAACAGUCUCUGUGUGGAAAUAGUGCUGUGUACUUUUAUUUUGUGUCUUUGAGUCUCUCUCUCUUUCUCUUUUUGUAGGUAUUGGUAAAGUUACAUUUCCAGGUGACAAUGAUUUUGAUUCUUGUUCUAAAGCUCUCUGUGUUUUGGCCACUGUAAAUGCAGCUGUCAUCAGAAUGAAUCUGUACAUUUAGUACUCUCUCAAGUUGCUAUGAAUAAGAUGUUACAAUGAAAUGGGCUGUCUUUCUAUAAACACCAUCAAACGUUUGUAAAAUGAUUAUGGGGUGUUAUUUGGACUGGGACAAUGAUAUUGAAAAUAAAAGUCAUUCAAAA